Molecule: messenger RNA, 2145 nt
Organism: Spirometra erinaceieuropaei
Lineage: Eukaryota; Metazoa; Platyhelminthes; Cestoda; Diphyllobothriidea; Diphyllobothriidae
Source: the annotation of a GenBank genome assembly
AUGCAGGUUUUACGGGACGAAGCUUCAUUUAACACGGCUGACUCCAAACCUGUUAACAUGAUUGCAGCAGUGGAAUCAAUCCUUUGUCAGACGGAGGCAACGAAGGAGACUAAGAACCUCAUCCGACACCAAGUGUCGUCUCUCCUGAUGGCCAACAGGCUGUGGGAAGUGUUUUCCAAGGUCGAACGUGAUGCGCUUAGAGAACUCAAGGCCGAAAAAGACCUGGUCAUCGUGCCAGCAGACAAAGGAUGCGCCACAGUUGUACUGGACAGAACAGACUACCUUCAAGAAACCAAAGGUUUACUGGAGGACCGACAGUUCCAUGUCCCAUGUGCAACGAACCCUUUAAAGCCGCUGACAAGCAACAGUAAUGCUACGUUGUUGGCCUUGGAUAACUCAGGUGCAAUAACACCGACCGACAGGCGCAUGACGAGACCCCAAGAUACGGCUUUGGCCCGAUUAUAUGGCCUAAUUAAGGUGCACAAAGACGGCGCUCCUCUCCGACCCAUCGUGUCGCUCAAAGGGACUCCAGCUUACGGACUGGCUAAAUGGCUGUUCCGGCGUCUCAAGUUCCUGACCGCUGAGUCAGACACCAGGGUCUCUUCGUCAGAACAAUUCCUGGAGAAACUCAAAGGGGUAAGCAUCCAUCCAAAUGAGGUCAUGGUAUCUUUUGAUGUUACAUCCCAUUUUACUUCUAUUCCCCAGGACGUGGCGAUCGAGACAAUUGAACUGCUACUACAAAGCAAAUACGAAGAAACGGAGAACCGCCUUGGGCACGCCCAAAUCCUUCAGCUCCUGAAGCUCUGUCUCAGGACGUACUUCACGUUCGACGGGACAAUCUACGAACAAGUGAAGGGCACACCAAUGGGUUCGCAGAUUUCGGGAUUCAUCGCCGAGGCGGUCCUGCAACGGUUAGAGUCGCUGGUCUUCCAACACCACAGACAGAAAUUCUGGGCCCGGUAUGCGGAUGAUACCUUCGUCGUCAUCAAACGGGAUCAGAUGUUGACAUUCCAAGAACAUCUCAACGCCGUCUUCCCGGACAUUCAAUUUACGAUGGAGGAGGAAGAGGACAACCACCUGACCUUCCUGGAUGUCCUCGUAUGCCGCAAGGAUUGUGGUGGACUAAAGACCAAAGUGUUCAGGAAAGCGACAAAUACGAUGCAAGUACUGAACUUCAACAGUAACCACCCAAGCAGCCACAAACGCAGCUGUGUAAGGACGCACUAUCGGCGUGUCGAAACGCACUGCAGUGAGCCGGAAGACAAAAUUACUGAACUACAAUACCUCCGAUGGGUGUUCAAAGCCAAUAGCUACCCGCGCAACUCCGUCGACCGGUGCAUACGCAAAAGGGACGAAAGGCCUAACCGCAUGGACACCAAGUCUUGGCGGGCACUUCCGUAUGUCAAGAACGUUUCAGAAGCUGUCGGCCGCCCUCUCGCACCACUUGGGGUUACAGUGACACACAGACCGGAGGCUGCCAUCAGGCGUCUGAUCAUGAAACCGAAAGACCCACUGCCACGGCUAGAAACGUUUGGAGUCGUUUAUCGGAUCUGGCGCAGUUGCGGACAAAGUAACUACGUCGGAGAAACCGGAAGACAGCUCCGAACGAGAAUGCCCGAACACGCGGCAGCGGUGCGCAGAAAUAACGCCAGCUCUCAAGUUGCAGCUCAUUCGACGAGAUCCGGCCACACAUUUAUAUUCGAUGAGGGCGAAAUUCUCGCAAGAGGUGACAACCGAGUGAGCCGGGAGCUACUGGAAUCAUGGUUUACUGGCCCCCAGUCCAUCAGCAAGUGCAACGAUCUUCCCAUUCAAUACAGCGUGCUGAGACUUCGUCUAGGCGGAGUAAUUGGCCACACGGGGAGCGCACUGGUGAACACUCCUCCCAACACCCGGGUCAACGCGUCAGAUGGUCGAGCAAUCAUCACGCCAACAUCCAAAGCACGUGAUGAAAUUGCAGCAAUUACCGAUUCGAAUGUCGGCGAUCAAGCAAUAAUCACACCAAGUGUGACAAUCCCGGAUGAAGGGGGGGCCGUGAACGUUCAUAGGUAUGCGGUAGCAUGGCUACUGCAUCCUAUAAAUAUCGCAGCCCCUUGUGCAACAACCACCCUUUUCUGCACUUUUGUUUCUGUUGAUGGAUUCGAGUAG